CCAUACACUUGUUCUUAUAUUUCCACAACUGAUCACAUGGCAUCUUGUCGUAUCGUUCUUGUAGCAAUGCUACAGCUUUGCCUCACUGCAACAGUGUCGUUAGGAUGGGAAGCGCUCGAUCCGGAGCAGGUGCUGUUUGGAUUUUCAAGAUGCGGUGAGGAAUUCACGCCAAAUGAUGAGAACCGUGAAGUUCGCAUCAAGAAUUGGGCAAAAUGGACAUUGGAGCCUUUAGAUAAUUGGACCAUGUGCUACGUGCGGUGCUGUUUACAGCGGUUGGAGUUAUUCAACGUGGAUUCGGGAUUGUUCGCGACCGAAAGGCUGACUGUUCAAUAUCAGAAAUAUAAACAAUAUAAUGGAGUGGACGUUGAUGAAGUGCAAGAAUUUGCAAACGCCUUGAAAAACCUCCCACGUUUGACUGAUUGUAAAUCUGUUUUCACAACAUUAUUCGUCAAACUCCUCAAAUACGUACCAAUUAUUGUUAAACUGUACCACGGAAGUCCAACAAUAAACAAAGCAAUAUAUGAAGAUUUGGGAAAUAACAUUCGUCAAAAGAAGCAGCCAUAUACCGAGUUUUGUGAGAAAAAGUUUGCACCAAACGCACAACAAGCUAUUUGUGAAUUCCGAAAAUCAGGAACAACUAAGAAUGACGCUUACAAGAAUGUUUUGGACUGCAUCUUCAAAGGAUUCCGCUAUUUUGACAAAAACGGCAAAAUUGACCCGAAAGAAAUUAUUCGUGACUUUCAUGAAAUAAACGAAAACCAGAUGGACGGCCAAGUGGAAGAAGCAAUCUCUAACUGUCAAUUGCGUGGAACUACCAAUGCGUAUGAUUUCUACGAAUGUCUAAGAACAAACGACCGCCUGGGGAAUAAAUUUCGGCUGGCAUUCCUGUACAGAGAAGUUCGCUCAGCAGAUUAUGAUUACGCGUUUCAGAUACCUGGACCGCCGGUUUAUGACGCAAACAGCGUGAGACAGAUGGUGGACCUCAUAAAUGAAAACCAAUGUCCAAAAAGGUAACCAUGAAAAAAUAUAAAUGAGACGCGAAAUAAUAAAGAAAUAUA
Molecule: messenger RNA, 1058 nt
Organism: Armigeres subalbatus
Lineage: Eukaryota; Metazoa; Arthropoda; Insecta; Diptera; Culicidae
Product: 37 kDa salivary gland allergen Aed a 2-like
Exons: 4
Coding region: 37-1014 (325 amino acids)
Molecular function (GO): odorant binding
Source: RefSeq, a predicted model, not a curated record